AUGAGUCGCGGCCGGAUCGUGCCCCGCCCGGAGCCGACGUGCUCGCCGUCCACGGGCGAGCACUAUGUCGACGCCUCGGGGGGUGAUCUCCAGGUCGAUGUGUUGAACUGGACGCUAGCCAACGACGGCCUCGCGCCCAAGUCGUGGACCGACUACCUCUACUUGUCGGUCGGCAGCACCCUCUCCAACGCCGGCGUAAGCGGGCAAGCCUUUCACCACGGACCUCAGAUCAGCAAUGUCCACAAGCUCGAUAUGGUCACAGGCAAGGGCGAGCUGAUAACAUGCUCAGAAGAGCAGAACUCAGAGCUGUUCCAUGGAGUUCUCGGUGGUCAGGGACAGUUUAGGAUCAUCAUCAGAGCCCGGAUUGCACUGGAGACAGCUCCUCACGGGGUGAGAUGGAUCCGAGUACUGUACUCCGACUUCGCGGCCUUCACCAGAGACUAG
This is a messenger RNA of Musa acuminata AAA Group (dessert banana), 444 nucleotides long. RefSeq names its product cytokinin dehydrogenase 5-like. Bases 1 to 444 code for a protein of 147 amino acids. The transcript has a single exon. NCBI's taxonomy places the organism in Eukaryota, Viridiplantae, Streptophyta, Magnoliopsida, Zingiberales, Musaceae. Gene Ontology annotation, molecular function: flavin adenine dinucleotide binding; oxidoreductase activity. The record is from RefSeq and is a predicted model, not a curated record.